Molecule: messenger RNA, 814 nt
Organism: Rubroshorea leprosula
Lineage: Eukaryota; Viridiplantae; Streptophyta; Magnoliopsida; Malvales; Dipterocarpaceae
Source: the annotation of a GenBank genome assembly
AUUUUACAUUGUAACUCCACCGUCCACAGAGAAAAGUAAAUUAUGGAGGAGAACACAAGGAAUCCUAAUUCCUAUCAAGGCGGUGAAGAUGAGGAAAACAAGCAAUCUAACGAUGCAAGUUUAAAUACUGCAGAGCAAUUUUUUCAAGGUCUGUUCCGGAGUAGUAACUCCAUGAACCGAAGCGGUGAGCAAAAUCGACCGGCAAUCAAUCAGUCAGCAGCCGAAACAGAGCCGACUAGGCAACAACAUUCAGGUCAACCUCAACCCGCAGAUAUAUCUUCUGUAGAUUCUCAUUCAAGAAGAAAUACUGCGGAAAUUACUGCAGCUGACCGUCUGGCGAGAAAAAGAAAGCACGACAAAGCAUAUAGGGAGAAAAUCAAGGAAAACCAAAAGCGAAUGAAGGUCGACCUGGAGGCAGUUCAAGCCGAAAAUGAAUCCCUAAAAAGGGAAAAAGAAACUCUAUUAAAGGAACUUGACAAAUUGAAGAAGUACAAGAAGCAACAUAAUUUGACAACAGUUGAGGAUGAAAAUGAACCUCUAAGGCAAGAAAACGUUUCGGUGAACAAGAAGUUUGAAAGUCAAAUAAGGGAACUUGACGAAUUGAAGAAGUACAAGAAGCAACAGGAAAAUGAACAACAAAUGAAGUUCAACAUGCAGACACUUGAGAUUGAAAAUGAUAAAUUGAAGAAGAAGUACAAGAAGCAACAUGUAAGUUUUGCCCCUUAACUAAGGAACGAGAAACUUAGGAACUGUUCGGUAUUUUUUUAAGUUAAAUAUCAUUUUUAUUCUUUAAAAUUAAAAUGUGCAUAUAUUA